GGGAUAAGAUCUUUCCAGAGUAAUAAGCAUGGUUCGAGAACAAAAAUGCAUAUUAUGUCACAUUGUGUACAACUCAAAAAAGGAGAUGGAAGAACACAUGAGAAGCAUGCUUCACCACAGAGAACUUGAAAACCUGAAGGGAAGGGACAGCAACCAUGAAUGCCGGGUGUGCAGGGUGACAGUGGUGGGUUUGUCAGCCUAUGCCAAGCACAUCUCCAGCCAGCUGCACAAAGACAAUGUUGACGCCCAUGACAGAAAAGAAGAAGAGAAAGAAGAGGCAGAAGAAGAAUACCUUGACAAAGAACUCAUUCAGUUAACCAAGCAAAGGAAGGAACGGAACCGGCAAACUGAACCAAGCUGUGCCAACCAGGAGUUAGAAUGUGAUGACAGGAGAUCACAGAGAAGGCGAGAAGAGAGAGCUACUUACAAAGAAAGAGAAGCUUAUGAUCAGUUAUCGUGGCAUCAUCAUAAUGCAUCACAGAGGGACUGGAAGUGGGAAAAGGAUGAUUAUAUUAGUCCUAGACAAGGCAAAUUUUCACACUGUCAGAGGAACCUUAAUAUAAACAGACAUUCAGGUGGCCCAAGGGGACGCUCUGGGUGGCACCAAAAUGUUUCAGGAAGCUCUUCAAAUCGGCAUAACUAUGGGAAUUCUGGAAAUGUUUGGCAUCCAAGCGGACGGGGAGGAGGAACAUCAAAUUGGCAUCACAGUGCCAGGGAGAGAAAUUCUGCUUGGCACUCAGAAGGAACAGGGCAUUUUUCUAGCUGGAAUUCCAAGAGUUAUGGAGGAAACUGGAAAUCUAGUCCUCAUGGUAUGAAUGGCUGGAAUUUUGGAAGCUCAGGAGAUACAUAUUCAGUAGAGCCAAUUAAAUAUAAGGAAAGAUAUGCAUGGCAGCGGCAGGAGAAAGACAUUGAUGUUCUGCCAUACAGGGAUCGAAAAAAUAGGAGUGACUUGCUUGAUUUUACUAGUGAUAAACUUCCUUCUGAGGGGGCAUUGGAUUUUGGUAUGUCGAAGCAACCAGAAAGCAAAAUUUCAAGAGCCAGUGGAAAAAGUGGCAGUCCUUCCAGAGAUAAGAUGUAUCGCUGGACUCCCUACCCAUCCCAGAAAGCUGUAGAGCAGCAACCACGGUCCGAAGAUAAUGUUUCUAAAACUCCGGAUAAAAUGGAUUCUAUAUUUAUGCCUCUUACCGAUUCAUCAAUGAAAGGAAAAACUUGUGAAGCCAAUGUUAACCUUUCAAAACUUAAAAAAUGGGAAGCAUCUUCCCCUUCGAAUGUAACCUCAGAUCACCUUGAUUCUUGCAAGGUAAUGAAAGACUGUUCCAGUGGUGAAAAGCCUGACAAAGGUGAUGGCAGAAGUAAUGGGAUGCCAUCACUGAAAUCCCCUCUUCUGAAUAUCACAGAUAUGAAAUUAUCUUCCCCAAAGCAAGACACAAACAGUCUCUUAAAAACCGUCAAGCUUCUAUUGUCUUCAACUAGUGGCAAAGAGCAGAAUCAUUUGAAUGCACCGAACCUGGAAACAAACAGUUUCUCCUCUUACUCAGUGAAGCUGCAUGGUGCGUGUGCUGGUGACUUACAAGGUAACAAAGAUGUUCUUGAUAUCAAUCCUGGAGAGCCUGUUAAUAACUUAAGUGAAGCAGAACAAAACCCCAAAGAUAGUCAGUCAAACCAUUCCUUGCAAAGUGCUCCCUUAAGCUCUUGCAAGGAUACAAGUGACCAGAAUAGGGAAGAAACUGGGAAAGCAUCACCAAAGAACGAGUUCAGACUAGAUUCAUUAGAAGAUGUGAGCGAUGAUGAUUUAACAGGAAGUGAGAAAUCAGAAGCAAGAGUUGAAAAGCUGGGUUCUUCUGUUAGUUCUUGUUUACCCUGUGACACUCCAGAAAGUAAACAUGCCACCUCUGAAAAGGAAGAUGGUGAAAAGCCGGCAGCUUCAAGUAUUGCUUCUGCUGAUCUAAAAGAUUCUAUGUUUCAGACGGAAUCCAGAGUUUCUCCAUCAAGCACUCAGGACCAUUUGCAUGUGGAUUUGAAAACCUCCUCACAGGAUGGAGAAGGGGAUGAAGAGCGUGUCAAGUCACAUGAUCGCUUUGAAAUGGAAGGUUUUGAAAAUCCUUCAGAUCAUGAGCUGCAAAAAGGAGGAAACCAGUCACUAGGCCUCCUUCUUCCUGAUUUAAGCAAACUUGGCCUCCCUGCCUCUCUGCAAAGAGACCUGACACGACAUAUUAGUCUGAAGAGCAAAGCCGGGACACAUCUUCCAGAGCCCAAUCUCAAUAAUGCACGGCGCAUUCGGAAUGUGAGUGGCCAUCGGAGAAGUGAGACUGAGAAGGAGUCGGGGCUUAAACCCACCCUCAGGCAGAUUCUUAAUGCUUCCCGGCGAAACGUAAACUGGGAUCAAGUCAUCCAGCAGGUAACCAAGAAGAAACAGGAACUUGGCAAAGGUUUACCAAGGUUUGGCAUAGAAAUGGUGCCUCUUGUUCAAAAUGAGCAAGAAGGUCUAGAACUCGGUGAAGAAUCUGAUCUGUCUACUCUGGAAGGAUUCCAGUGGGAAGGGAUUUCCUUAGCAGUGUCUGGUUCCGCCAGAAAACGUAGCUUUUCUGAAAGCAGUGUCAUUGCAGACAGAAGUCCUUCUGCUUAUAGUUUCUUCAGUGAACAAGCAAAAAUUAAAGACAGCGGGCAAAGGCAAAUAAUUUCAGCCAGCCACUCACAUCACAUAACAUCUGGGUAUGAGGCAAGUGCUGAUACUGAGGCUGACUUGAAACGGGAGACAUCUUCUCUUCCUUUGUCACCAUUUAUGCGUGAAAGAACUGAGACUAGUGGAAGGAGUCAUAGCCUACAGGCCACCUCUGAGGUCACGGGCCUCACAAAACAAGACCAGGAGAGCCCAGAGAAGAGAACGCCUCUUCUUGAAAAACAAAAUGUACUAGAAAUCUCAGAAGAAAAUCGUCCGGCUUCAAAUAAUGCUUCACUUCUUGCAGUGUGUAAUAACAUAGAUGCAGCUACAGACAGUAGCUGCACAUCUGGUACUGAGCAGAAUGACAGCCAAGGAAUUGGAAAGAAACGAAGAGCAACUGGGGAGGGAUCUUCUCCUGAAAUCCCUAGUCUAGAAAGAAGGAAUAAGAGAAGAAAAAUCAAAGGUAAAAAAGAACGUUCUCAGGUAGACCAGUUGUUGGCUAUUUCCCUGAGGGAAGAAGAGUUAAGCAAAUCCCUGCACAGUGUGGACAGCAGUCUCGUGCAGGCCAGGGCUGCCCUCCAGGCUGCGUAUGUCGAGAUUCAACGGUUCCUUGUACUAAAGCAACAGAUAACCAUGGAAAUGAGUACACUGAGAAGUCAGAGAAUCCAGAUCUUGCAGGGGCUACAAGAAACAUAUGAACCUUCUCAACUGUCAGAGCCACUUUCCUGCAGUGUCUUAAGUGAGAGAAGACACAGCAAAUCUCAGAUGGCAGCUGAAUUAAUUCCUGCAGGCUCCUUUCUGCCCCAUUUGGACACUUUGUCAUCUUCCGUACCUCCACUGGGAGCUUCAGUUCAUAUAAACAUGUCGUCACCAUUCCAGUCUUCUGGCAUCACACUCGCCACUCCUCCUGACUCCUCAGUACAAGUUAAACGAGAACCUGUGUCUCCAAAAAGCUCAGAAGAAAAUGCGAAUUCGGUACUGCAGACCACUACACGUGCUUCACAAACAGACGAGGUGGAGCAGAAGGAUGAAGAGACCAACAAGAAGACUUCAGUGUAUUCAGUUAUCUCUGCAACCAUAUCCCUAUCAGAGCUGGCAGCUUGUUUCCAGCACGCUAAUCGGGAUGUUCACAAGCCUACCGUGUACAAGGGAAAGGCUGGACUUCCUGAGAACCCUUCUCCUUCACUGUCUGUUUUCAGCAAGAGAGAAGCAAAUGAUACAGUGACUGAAAGCUUUUUACUGGAUCAGUGUAGCGCUUCUCUUCCAAAGCAUUCAGUCCUUAUAGAAAUGCCAGUGGAUAAAACCCCCAAAUUGUCAGCAGAACCAUCUGAGCAACAGAUGGCAACCACAGUAGCCCCAGCAGAAAAAGGGAACAGGAGGAGGAGAAAGUUAAGGAAGAAGAAAUCUCUGAGGGCAGCCCAUGUGCCAGAGAACAGUGAUACUGAACAGGAUAUAAUUGACUCUAAGCCUGUCCGGAAAGUCAAGGGUGGAAAGGUUCCGAAAGGAGAAAAAGUUACUACAUCCACUCUUCCAAGACAGGAGGAUGGAGUUACUGCUCAAAUUGCAAGAAGCAAAGAGGAGAAUGACAGUGAUGCUUCUCUGGAACUAGUGGAAGUUCCAGCACCCCAGUGUGAGGUGGUUGAUGUUGGUUCAUCAGAGUCGGGAGAUGAGAAACCAGACAGUCCAUCAAAGAGGGAUUCACGCAGCUCUGUGGAUCAAGCAAUCCUAGAGCCAUCUUGCUCUGGUUAUGAUGAAGUGAGCUCUACCAGUGAGAUUGGCACAAAUUAUAGGGAUGAUGGGAAAAGAAG
Cariama cristata (Red-legged seriema) is the source of this 4470-nucleotide messenger RNA. RefSeq names its product zinc finger protein 106-like. The transcript has 10 exons. The record is from RefSeq and is a predicted model, not a curated record. Gene Ontology annotation, molecular function: SH3 domain binding; RNA binding. The annotation marks the transcript as partial. Gene Ontology annotation, cellular component: cytosol; membrane. NCBI's taxonomy places the organism in Eukaryota, Metazoa, Chordata, Aves, Cariamiformes, Cariamidae.